AUGCUGGCCCCACCGGUAAAUCUGCCUAAAUGGCUAGAAGAAAAUUCGCAUCUCCUCAAGCCCCCCAUCAACAACUAUUGCGUGUACAAUGAUGAUUUUACAGUCAUGAUCGUCGGCGGCCCCAAUGCCCGGACCGACUAUCACAUCAACCAGACCCCUGAGUGGUUCUACCAGUACAAGGGCGCCAUGAUGCUCAAGGUGGUCGACGACGGCGUCUUCAGGGACAUCAUCAUCCGCGAGGGCGACAUGUUCCUGCUGCCGGGGAACACGCCGCACAACCCGGUGAGGUUUGCCGACACCGUCGGGGUUGUGCUCGAGCAGCGUCGUCCCGAGGGCUCCGUCGACCGCAUGCGGUGGUACUGCCAGAACCCGGAUUGUACGCCCGGCCAGGUCGUACACGAGGCGUCCUUCCACUGCACCGAUCUCGGAACGCAGAUCAAGGCCGGGGUCGAGGCGUUCAAAUCUGACGACUCUCUGCGCAAGUGUGCCAAGUGUGGAGAGUUGGCCGACUGGUGCCCAAAGCCUGGUUCGAUCCCGGAUCCGAACAAGGCGUGA
Molecule: messenger RNA, 555 nt
Organism: Pyricularia pennisetigena
Lineage: Eukaryota; Fungi; Ascomycota; Sordariomycetes; Magnaporthales; Pyriculariaceae
Exons: 3
Coding region: 1-555 (184 amino acids)
Biological process (GO): quinolinate metabolic process; 'de novo' NAD+ biosynthetic process from L-tryptophan
Cellular component (GO): cytoplasm
Molecular function (GO): 3-hydroxyanthranilate 3,4-dioxygenase activity; iron ion binding
Source: RefSeq, a predicted model, not a curated record